AUGACAGUAGAAGAGGUAGGAGAUGAUUAUACAAAAGAUGGAACAGUUGAUCUUCGAGGAAAUCGCGUCCGAAGAUCCCAAACAGGCCGUUGGAAAGCUUGUUCCUUCGUCGUUGUGUACGAGGUGUUUGAAAGAAUGGCGUAUUAUGGAAUAUCAAGCAACCUAGUUAUCUACAUGACUACCAAAUUGCACCAAGGCACGGUCAAGUCGUCGAACAAUGUGACCAACUGGGUUGGGACUAGUUGGCUCACUCCAAUCUUGGGUGCUUAUGUUGCUGAUGCUCAUUUCGGUCGCUACAUCACUUUCGUCAUCUCUUCCGCUAUCUAUUUAUUGGGAAUGGCAUUACUGACACUAUCAGUAUCGCUACCGGGACUUAAACCACCGAAAUGUUCGACGGCUAAUGUUGAAAACUGUGAAAAAGCUUCGGUUAUACAGUUAGCGGUAUUCUUUGGAGCGUUAUACACAUUAGCAAUCGGUACAGGCGGUACAAAACCGAACAUUUCUACAAUAGGUGCUGAUCAAUUCGAUGAAUUUGACCCAAAGGACAAGAUUCAUAAACAUUCAUUCUUCAAUUGGUGGAUGUUUAGUAUCUUCUUUGGUACUUUCUUUGCUACAACUGUUCUUGUCUAUGUUCAAGAUAAUGUUGGUUGGGCCAUAGGUUAUGGGCUUUCAACUUUGGGACUUGCUUUCUCCAUUUUCAUAUUCUUGUUGGGAACUCGGUUAUACCGACAUAAACUCCCAAUGGGAAGCCCAUUCACCAAGAUGGCUAGAGUCAUCGUGGCUUCACUUCGCAAAGCCCGCGAGCCGAUGUCGAGUGAUUCGACGCGCUUCUAUGAGCUUCCACCUAUGGAAUAUGCUAGCAAAAGGGCUUUCCCAAUCCAUUCUACUUCAAGUCUAAGAUUCUUAAAUCGAGCUUCACUCAAAACCGGAUCAACCCAUAAAUGGAGGCUCUGUACUAUCACAGAAGUGGAAGAAACAAAACAGAUGCUAAAAAUGUUACCUGUCCUCUUCGUAACAUUCGUCCCAAGCAUGAUGCUUGCUCAAAUAAUGACUCUGUUCAUCAAACAAGGAACGACCCUCGACCGUCGUCUCACAAACAACUUCAGCAUCCCACCCGCAAGUCUCCUAGGCUUCACAACAUUCUCAAUGCUCGUCUCUAUAGUCAUAUACGACCGUGUCUUUGUUAAGUUCAUGAGAAAACUAACCGGAAAUCCAAGAGGUAUCACAUUGCUUCAGCGAAUGGGAAUCGGUAUGAUCCUUCACAUCCUAAUCAUGAUCAUCGCGUCCAUAACCGAACGGUAUAGGCUCAAGGUCGCUGCUGAACACGGGCUAACCCACCAGACCGCUGUACCAAUUCCUUUGAGCAUUUUCACAUUGCUUCCACAGUAUGUACUAAUGGGUUUGGCAGAUGCUUUCAUAGAAAUAGCAAAGCUGGAGUUUUUCUACGAUCAAGCACCAGAGAGUAUGAAAAGCCUCGGGACAUCAUAUACGAGCACAAGUAUGGCAGUCGGGUAUUUCAUGAGCAGCAUUUUGCUUUCGUCAGUGUCUCAGAUAACAAAGAAGCAGGGAAGAGGAUGGAUUCAAAACAACUUGAAUGAGUCUAGGCUGGAUAACUAUUACAUGUUCUUCGCGGUACUUAAUUUGCUUAACUUCAUCCUCUUCUUGGUUGUAAUUAGAUUUUAUGAGUACAGAGCUGAUGUUACGCAAUCAGCAAACGUAGAACAGAAAGAACCAAAUAUGGUAGAUAACUACAAUGAGUAA
Molecule: messenger RNA, 1761 nt
Organism: Arabidopsis thaliana (thale cress)
Lineage: Eukaryota; Viridiplantae; Streptophyta; Magnoliopsida; Brassicales; Brassicaceae
Product: Major facilitator superfamily protein
Exons: 4
Coding region: 1-1761 (586 amino acids)
Biological process (GO): tripeptide transport; dipeptide transport; transmembrane transport
Cellular component (GO): membrane
Molecular function (GO): tripeptide transmembrane transporter activity; transmembrane transporter activity; dipeptide transmembrane transporter activity
Source: RefSeq, marked reviewed